GCGAAAGAGAGAAGACGAAAAGGGCGUCACUUGGAGUCAUGUCGGGCGGCGGCUCAUCCUCGAUCAGUGUGGAGGAGAAGCGGCGCAUCGUCCGCUACAUCAUGCUCAACAGCCCGCCGGGGCAGACGCAAGAAGUCCUCACAGGUACGUCUGUGCACUCAAUCAGAGAGAUCUGCCGCCUAGCCUGUCUGAGCCGCGACGUGCAGAAUUCAGUCAUCGAAGAGUGUGUGGCAUGUGCAUGUGUUGGUUCGAACAGACUGCCGAAAGCUGCUUCAGAAUGACCCCGAGGUGCUGAGUGAGAGUGCGUUGUCGGAGAUCCUCGCAGAGCACAACGAGCAGAAGCUGCUCGCCGUCCGACUUCCCCAAUCCAACUUGCCCAAGGUGAGGUGACCCGCACACCGCGGGGAAUGCAAUACAAUAAAUCUGAGUAUGGAAUGGCUCAUGUGGUGUGGUGUGGUGUGGUGCAGGGCAUUGUGUGUCGGCAGGGGAGGCUGGCUGAUCGUCUGUAUCUGGAGCCGCGAACCAAGCAUGUCUUCGAGGUGGCACACAUCACACAGGUAAGGCCGAAAGAAACGCCCAUAGAGAGCAUGGGCAUCCUUGCCAUGUACCAUUCGUCUCUUCAGACGGUGGCGGGCAGCGUGACCGCUGCAGAGCCAAGCCAGCUGCCAACGAGGGCCGAGCCAUACCGGUGCACACCACACACAUAAACCGCCAGACACACAACACAUGCUCUUGGUGCGCGGUGGGUGCAGCGCUGCCCUGGACACAGCGAUGGACGGCUACAUCGCCACCCACUACUACCCCGAUGAGCAGCCCUUGCCCACUGCAUCCGGCGGCACGUCCGGCGUGGCGCAUGCCGUCUACGGCGUGGACGAGGGCAAGGAUGCCGUCACGCUGCAUGUCGUCAUAUCAGCCAAGAACCAAAACCUCAAGAACUACUGGUACGCGACGACGGGAGAGCCGGAGGGUUUUCUUAUUUCGUGUGGCUCAUGUGUGUCGCUUGUAUCCUCUUGUGUGAGUAGGGCUGGUGGCUGGGCGUCUCAGUGGAGUAUCACGUUCACACCCAACCAAACCACAUCUGCGAAGCUCAAGGUGCGGGAGCUCGAUGCUCACAGUCGCACAUGCCAUUCGGCUGUCUCUCUCCCUGUGUGUGUGUGUGUGUGUACGUUCCUCUCAGGGCAGUGCGUCAGUGUUGACGCAUUUCUUCGAGGAGGGCAACGUGCAGAUGCACGCAGACAACGACAUGCAGGCAGACAUACAACCACCAGACCUCAAGGUCACCACACCCCCUCCCCCCUCCCCUGCCCCCCUCCACACACAUCGACUGCAGAUGAAUGUCUGUUUGUGUGUCUGUCUGUCUGCAGUCGGCGGAGUCGUUGUCAUCAGCGGUGGCCAAGGCCAUCUCCACCCUCGAGGGCGCCUUCCACCAGUCCAUGGAAGACAAAUACGCCGCAUGCGGUAAACACGCACAGCGAACAACGAGUCGACUCCCCUCUCUUGACGACUGCAUGCGCCUGUCUGUGUGCUUAUGUGUGCUUAUAUGUGGUGUGUCAGCCGACCGUGCCUUCAAGAGUUUGCGCCGCACGCUGCCGAUAACGAUGGAGAAGUUCGACUGGAGCCCCCUCAAACACGUCAUCAGGAAGGACCUCACCGAGAGGACACACCCACAAGCCACACACGCGACAGCUGCUGCUCCUGUGGCCGGUGGCGGCAAAGGCACAUAGCCCAGAUAGGGAGACAGACCUGUUUAUAGUCUAGCUACUAGUGUAUGAUCUGUCAAUAGCAGAGAGGUGCCUGCAGAUGUUUUUCCAUGUGCUUCGUCCUUUGGAGCAUCUUUGCAACUAACUGGUGGUUGAUCUCUUUCUCUCUGGCUUGUCGUCUUUCUACGUGUGUCAUCACGCUGACGACGGUGUACUGAUCACGGCUGGCGUGAAGAGCAAACCGUCGUGAUCAUGGUGACACACGAAGAAAGACGAUGCCGGCCAUUCCAUGAUCCAUCGUCUAUGAUCAAGUGUAAGACAAGUCUGCCUGUCUGUCUGUCUGGCUCAUGGUCCUCGCAUGUCUCAUUGCUCCCGCCUCAUGGGUGGCCUGCUCGUCGCUGCUGAACAGAUCGCGAUGGACAAACCACUUGAGGAGCGGGGCCAAUGAGACUGUGAAGUGAACCAGAUUGCCGUGAUGAAUGCUUGUGCAGGGUCCGAAACCCUUCAACCCCUCAU
Molecule: messenger RNA, 2216 nt
Organism: Vitrella brassicaformis
Lineage: Eukaryota; Vitrellaceae
Source: the annotation of a GenBank genome assembly